Molecule: messenger RNA, 804 nt
Organism: Naegleria lovaniensis
Lineage: Eukaryota; Heterolobosea; Eutetramitea; Acrasida; Naegleriidae
Exons: 2
Coding region: 1-804 (267 amino acids)
Source: RefSeq, a predicted model, not a curated record
AUGUCCAACUCCACAUUCCUCAUGACCAUGCUUAUGGUCUGCACCGUAGCGAUCAUGGUCAUUCCAAUGGCUCACAGCACUCUGUUGUCCUGUACAGGAAACUACCUCAUGGAUCAAAACACUGCUACUCCUUAUGCGUGUACUCAUCGUGCUGACUCUGCCCAUGUGUUUGAGAUGAGGUCGAACGGACAAUUGUUCUUUGAGGGCACGAUGGAAGAAUUGGGAUGGUACAAUUUCGCCAGUAAUGACAAGAUCUACAUGAUCUAUUGGCUCAAUUUGACAGAGACGAAUCCAUUGAAGAGAACCAACACUGUCAAUGAUAUUAUGCAAAAUACUGGAGGUGUCAUUAUUAGUUUCACUCUUCCAGCAACGUUGGGAAGAAGUUUUCACAGUUUUUUCAGACAACAAUCCACAAGAGCUCUUGAAACUCGUCCAUUGGAUACUUCUGUAAUCCCAGUAUCAACCACCCAAACAGAAGCUUCUCAACGAGAGUUAAAGAUGUCGUUGGCACCUCGUCGUGUAUUCAACCUUCCUCCUAAAUAUAGAGAAAACUCUCAAAAGACAUGGGUAGUGACUGCCUCGACUCCUGAUCAAUUCAAAUUGAGAUGUGAAGAUCCUAGUGACAACAGAACUGCCGUCGUGUACUAUUCGUUCAAUACUCGAUUGGACAAGUAUUUGAGCUUUUUGAGUUUCUUUGAUCCAACUGGAGUGACAAAAAUUGACAUGUUGGAUGCCACUGGCGAUGAUAUGAAUACUUUGCAUUUGGCAAACGGAGAUGUGUUCCAAGCAUGUUUUAGUUGUUAA